AUGGGAUCCAACGUUGAGCUGGUAUGGCCAGAGUCAGAGGCAUAUUCCUCACGGGUGAACAACUGCUCACAUGCAAAUUCAUCCCUAGCUGUAAUUCGAGCGAAGUUGAGUGCCGAACAAUUAGAACAAUUCAAGACAUCAUGCUUUGGCCAUCUUCUGAAUAUAGAUAAGAUUCAGUUUAGCGGGCAGAUUGUGCAUGGGGUUGUGUUGCGUAGAGUAGCGGGGCAGGGUGUGAAAGACUUGGAUGGACUGAGUUUCUUAAUAGGGUGCGACGUUGCUCAGUUCACUCGUCAGGAUUUCUGUUUGAUCUCAGGGCUUCGUUUUGGGGAAGUGCCUGAAGUUUCCAGUGGAGAAAGUGAUGAAAUUAGACUUCAGAAAAGAUAUUUUAUAGACGAAGGAAUUACAUGUAAUGCUUUAGAAGAAGCAUUUGUGAGGUGCACAGAGGAAGAUGACGUCUACAAGCUAGCUCUUGUUUACUUUGCUGAGUUAGUGGUUUUGGGAAGGGACAAACAUUUGAACAUCAAUCUAAAUUACCUGACCCUUGUAGAGGACUUGGAUGCGUUCAACAGGUUUCCAUGGGGUUCGGUGUCGUUUGACAAAACCCAAGACAGUCUGUUUUCUGCACCAACAAAGUAUGUGAAAAGCUUUGAAAAUGAAGAGGGAAGAGGGAAGGGGAAAUGUAAGGUAACCGGAACAAGCCGGAGAAAUGAGAAGGGCAAGAAGGAUAACCAUGGUGAAGUGCAAAGGGGUGGCUGGAGUUUUAAAGGUUUCACGUAUGCUUUCCAGAUUUGGGUAUAUGAAUUAAUUCCUAGAAUGGUGGACCUGAAUUACUGCAAGGUUGUUGAUCCGACAGCUCUCCCGCGUAUUUUGCGAUGGAGAACUACUACGUCUGUUCCCGAGAUGAGAAAGUUGAACAAUUAUUUUUUCCAGAGCAAAGAGUCAGUUCAGUUGCGGGCGCUAUGUCCAAGUGAAGAGGAAAUGAGACAACCAUAUUGGAGUUGGCCACAGGGUCGCCCUGCUGUUGUCUCGGCAGAGUCAAUUCCUUCUUCAUGUGCUGACCUUGAUGAGUUGAACAAGGCGGUAAGCUUGUUGAGGUCCGAGUUGUUUCAAGUAAAGCGGGAAAAGGACGUCCUUGAGUUAAAGGUCAUACGGAUGGAAAAAAAUUUGGGCCACUGUUUAGGUCCUCAUUUUGAGCAGGAAGUGAGAAGGGACAUAGCUUUACUGAAAGAGAGGACGAAUCGUUGUGUCGUGUCACAUCUAUUUAAGGGAUAUGAGGAAGUGGAUGGCAUGCAAUGGGAUGAAGGGCCAAGUAAUAGAAAUGAAGGAGAGGCAAAUGAAGAGGAGGACAUUGAAGGGGGUGAAGGGCCAAAUAACAGAAAUGAGGGAGAGGACAAGGAAGAGGAGGGGAUUGAAAGGGGUGAAGGGGCAAGUAAGACAAAUGAGGGAGAGGAAAAGGAAGAGGAGGGGAUUGAAGGGGGUGAAGUGCCAAGUAAGAGAAAUGAGGGAGAGGAAAAGGAAGAGAAGGGGAUUGAAGGAGGCCAAGUGCAAAGAAAACCAAGGGAGGUAGAGGAAGCUCAAAGGAAAAGAAGUGAGGGAGAGCAAGUGAAAAUAAAAAGCAGCAAAGGAGAGGAAGCGCAAAGAAAGAGCAUUGAGGGAGAGGAAGAACUGCAAAGAAAAAGCAGUGAGGGAGAGGAUCCAAAAAAAAAAAAAAGGGCAAGGAAGUGA
This is a messenger RNA of Prunus armeniaca (apricot), 1725 nucleotides long. The record is from the annotation of a GenBank genome assembly. NCBI's taxonomy places the organism in Eukaryota, Viridiplantae, Streptophyta, Magnoliopsida, Rosales, Rosaceae.